AUGCCUCCACCGCCAAAGCCGAAGCCGCCCCUCAAAAUGUUUAUCGCCUUGAACAGUAUCCGUAAUACGACCUUCGCGGUGGAAGACGACUUCUUUUACUACGAGGUCGUCACCCGAUUCUGGAACCCCAACAUUACGAAGAUUAUCCAGCACGACUUUGAGGUUCGGGAGCUGACACUGCGUGCUGAGAUCGAGGGACUGCACUCUCCUGCGCCACGAGUUCGCUUCGGUGGCGAGAAGGGCGAGUGGGUGCCUGCAUCGCAAUUCGUCAAGUUUGAUCCGGACAGCCAGGGCGGAACGUUCGCUACUGCCUCUGGACUCGAAUUCACCUGGAAGCUGGUUAAAAGGCGAUGGCAGUUAGUCCGUGCUGACGAUCCAGAACAGAAGGUGAUCGACUUUCGCCCAUACAAGCGACACGGAUUCGUCUUUCGGAUGUCACAACAUGCCUACCUCGAGGUCAAGCCCGAAAGUGAGGUGACCGAUGCUUUCGACCGGAUCAUCGCUAGCUACCUGCUUGUCGAGAGAAAGCGGAGAGCGGCACGGCCCACUGACAAGAUUAAGCUGCUCAGCACACGGGCAAUAUAUGCGACAGUAUGGAAUAAAUAG
Messenger RNA from Postia placenta MAD-698-R-SB12, 606 nucleotides. RefSeq lists its product as hypothetical. The coding region runs from base 1 to 606 and encodes 201 amino acids. NCBI's taxonomy places the organism in Eukaryota, Fungi, Basidiomycota, Agaricomycetes, Polyporales, Adustoporiaceae. The record is from RefSeq and is a predicted model, not a curated record. The transcript has 4 exons.